AUGGGAAGAAAGAAAGCACGGACUGACGCAGAGCGCGGGGCCCAUGGUGUUUCAGACGGAGAAUUUCCGCUGCUUGCAUCUCUGGGGCUGUAUGCUUCCAACACUACGGGAGACGGCAACUGUUUGUUUCGAGCAUUGAGCGAUCAACUGUACGGUGACGAGUCACAUUUUCGAGAGAUCAGAUCAGGCUCAGUCGGAUACAUCAAGGCCCAUCCGGACCGGUUUGCAGCGUUUGUUGGAGAGUUUGGAGAGUCGUUUGACACGUAUACCAAACGUUUGAUGCAAGACGCGGUGUACGGAGGGCACCUGGAGGUAGUGGCUGCCGCUGAGCACUAUGCAGCCGACAUUGCCAUCUACCAGGCAGAUCAAAUGUAUAUUGUGCAGCCCAUCGAGGCAGUUGCGAACAAGACUUUACACAUUGCCUAUCACACCUGGGAGCACUAUUCGAGUGUUCGGAACAAGAGCGGUCCUCACAGCGGGCCACCCCAGGUCUCAGCAAAGAGUGGCCCGGUUCCCAUAGCCAAAGAAGAGGUUCCGAGGUGGAAGCUGGAAAUUGUGAUGCGGAGCUGUCCCGAAGCUGAAGAGCAGACGAUUAUAAGCAAACUCAAGACUAAAGACUACGGGCAGGUUAUCGAAGAGCUUUUGACGGAGCCGGAUCGCCAGUCGGAUCACCAGCCUAUCACAGAGCCCACGAUAGAGGCCGGCCCAACGGUGAAAGAAGAGCGCACUGCAGAAGCCGGCCGACCCAAGAAGCGGCAAAGUGUUCGUGAGAAGCGCGGCCAGGCCCGCAAAAAGGCUCUAGAGCGCAAGCUCAACAAGAAUAAAAGAAGGUCGGAGCCGGCCGUUUCGGACCAGGCCAGCGAGCCAGCGGUGAAUUUGCCGGAUAAAACUAUUUAUAUUUAA
This is a messenger RNA of Wickerhamiella sorbophila, 903 nucleotides long. Its product is annotated as OTU domain-containing protein 3. The transcript has a single exon. Lineage: Eukaryota; Fungi; Ascomycota; Dipodascomycetes; Dipodascales; Trichomonascaceae. Bases 1 to 903 code for a protein of 300 amino acids. Gene Ontology annotation, molecular function: cysteine-type deubiquitinase activity. Gene Ontology annotation, biological process: protein deubiquitination. The record is from RefSeq and is a predicted model, not a curated record.